Molecule: messenger RNA, 6381 nt
Organism: Rotaria sp. Silwood1
Lineage: Eukaryota; Metazoa; Rotifera; Eurotatoria; Philodinida; Philodinidae
Source: the annotation of a GenBank genome assembly
AUGCCACCUAAAGGAACAAAAAGUCCUCGAACAAAAAGUCCAAAAAGUGGUAAACCAGGAGGAUCAACUUGGGAAUCAUUAUUAAGUUCAGUUUCAGCUAAUCAAGAUAAUUGGAUAACAUUUGUUUGUUUUCUUACACCUGAUUGUGCUGUUAAUCAAAUUUAUGUUGAUCUUAUUGAAAAAGCUAUGCAAAAUGGUGUUCGACGACGAUUUGAUUUUAUUUCUAAACGUGAUCUUCUUGAAGCUAUUAAAGCAUUGGGUAAAGCAUCCAAAACUGCCGCUAAAUCUGUUUCAACAAAUUCAACUGUUGCCAGUCUUACUAAUUCACCUUUUCUUGCUGCAUAUGAAUAUGCUAAAUCAAUAUUAGAUACAGGUGGAGAGAUUGACGAUCAAUUAUGGGCAAAAUUGAUCAAAUGUCGAAUACUUGAUUUGAAAAAAGAAGUACAAAAUCGAACAAUACUUAAAGCAGCAUCAACACCAGCCACUAGCAUGGCACCUAAAGCUGAAAAAUCAAAAUCACCAGGCGGAAAAAAAUCUCCUAAACCAGCUGCUGCAGCUAAAAAACAAACACCUGGUUUACAACCAUCUGCAACUGAUACACAUAUUGAAAAAUCAACAGGUGUUAAAACACGUGAUCAAAUUAUUAAUGAAACAAAAUACAUCGAUGAUGAACCAAAUGAUGGACCUAAUCAAUAUAUAUUUUUAAGUGGUUUUUAUUCAACUGGUCUUUUAAAUGCUCUUGAUAGUGUUGAAAUUCAUAUUGAUACAAUAACAAAUAUAUCAUGUGAUAGUUUAAAUGAAACAAAACAUUUAUUUGAUGAAAUGAUUCAACGAGAUCGACAAGAACAAUCACUUAAAGCUGAUGUACUCAAAGAUAUACUGACUCCUGAACAAAUUGCUCAACAAAAUGAACGAAACGAUCAAAUAUUAAAUAAUUUCUGGAAAACUCUAAUGCCACUAUUAGAUAAUGCACCAGAUCGAUCAAUGCUACAAGAUAUUAUUGUAACAACUUUAAAAGUUUCAAAUGAUGAUGUGCCUGAUUCAUGGAGUAAUACUGAACAAAGAAUUAAAUUAGCUCAAUCACUUUAUAAUAGUAUUGUUGAAAAUAGUUUUCGUUUAAAUAUUCGUAAACGACAAUUUAAUACAUUUAAUCAACAAAUGAAAGUUGUGACCAUACCUACUAUUGAAGAGAAAACAAUUGAAACAAUAACCGACGCAAAAAUUUAUAAUGAAAUAACGACAACUAUUCCACCGGAAUCAAUAAGUAUCCCACUUAUUUUACAUGGAAUUCUUGAACAAGUUGAAGCUCAAACUAAUAAUGUUAAUAAAAAUACAUCGAAUCAACAAGAUGAUGUUGGACGAUAUUUACGUGAAAAAUUAAUGAGUCUUUCUAUGGGAAAAGAACAACAAAAAGAAAUUGAAAAUCUUGUUCCAAAAUCUCCAUUUUCAAAAGCUACUGGAUCAGGUCCACUAAUGAUUUAUAAUGGUGAUGAUAUAAAACAACGUUUAGCAACAUUAAAUCGUUUAGCUAUACUUGAUCCAAUUAAAGUAGAACAUAAUUUCAUAAUGUCACAUUCACGUCUUACUAAUCUUCCUGAAUUAUCAUCAAAAAAAAUUGAUGAUUCAGAAUCUAGAGAACGUCAAGCACGUCUUAAUCAAUUUUUACAUUUUUGUACCGAUGAAGAACUUCUUCUAUCAGAUGUUGAUCAUAUUCUUAAACAAUUUGUUUUUGAAUGUAUGCCAAUAAAUCUAACAACAACAGACAAUUCUAAUGAACAACAAACCAGUCGUCCAUCAUCUGCUGAAAAUAAUAAUCAUGAAGAUGAACAAUUACGUUUUGAAAGACGUUUAUCGACUUUAGUUGACGAAGAAAAUAAACAAGCAAUUAAUGCACAACCUAUUAUAUGGGAUGAUCCAUUUGAAUUAUUAAUAAUUAAUGAACAAACAGGAAGAAUUGGAAUUUCAGCUGAGACACUUCCAUCAAGUCCAACAGGUCGAUCUUCCAGAGGAUCAAUUUUACGAAUGCGAGCUCAAUCACCAAAACGAUCAGUAUAUACUGUUCGUUUUGAUGUUAAUAAUCCAGACAAUAAUCUUUAUCAACAAAUGUCUCAUCUAAUGCCACCAGUUGGAGGUGCGAAUGUUGAUGGAACAAUUCAAAAUAUUACUCAAUAUCAUAAACGAAAUUUAAAUGAUUGGAAUUUUGCUGAACAUUUUGAACCUGAUGUAUUUGCACAAGUAAUCGAACAAGCGUUAUUUACACAUUCACAUAUUAAUGUGUACUAUAAUCGACGAGAUAAUACUCAUAUGAUCAUUCUUUCAUUACCAGUACCGGAAGGUAAAACAAUUGGUUAUGAAAAUACAAGUAAAAAAUUGUUUUCUGAUGUUGGAUUCAGAAAUUUUCUUGAUGAAAUAUCAUAUGAAAUUGUUGAUUGGCUUCGAGAUGAAGAAGCUAAAUAUCAAGCUGAUAUACUUGCACAAGAAGUACGAACAUAUGUACGUCAAACAACACCAACACCUGAUACAUUAAAAACAGCUGCUGCAACUAUUGAAGGUGCUGGCAAAAAAGGAAAAGCAGCAGCAGGAAAAAAAACAUCACCGACUCGAUCACCAAGUGUUAGUUCUGAUAGUGGAAACAGUUCAGAAGAAGAAAAAGCAAUUCGUGAUGAUUAUGUACACCCAACAUCAUUAAAAGCAUGGAAACAAAAAAAAGAUAAAGAAACAGUAGAACAAGAACAACAAGUUAAAGCAAAAAGACCACCAUCAGGUAAUCGAUCACCUAAAGCUAAAAGUCCACGAGCAGCUGAAAAAGCAGCUAAACCACCAACACCACGAGAGAAAUCUCCAAAAGGAACUAAAACAAAACGACCAACUAGUGCUACAUCAUCAGAAAAAGCAGCCGGAAUGAAAACACCACAAGAAUCAAACGAACCUAUUGAACGAUUUAUUGGAUAUAGUCUUGGUAAUCGUUUGUUAAGUGCACAAUGUAGUACUUCUCAUUUACUUCUUCCUGAUGGAUGUUUCGUUCGAUCACGUAUUGAUACUUUGAAACAAGGAUCUACAUGUGUUUCAACUAGUUUAUAUCGAAAUAAAAGCUCAUAUAAAAUACAAUUAAUUAAUCCAAAUAAAGCUUCGAAUACUGAUAAUCAACCAUCAACAAUUGAGCAAAAUAAUACGGAUGAAACAACCAAACCAACAGAUGAUAAUCAUCCAACGGCAACAACAGAAAAACGUGUUGCUGAAUAUGGUGUAUUUACAGCUAUACUCAAUUCAGGAAUGAUUCUAUCUUGUAGUAAUUAUGAUACUAAAGCUCCGAAAGAAGCACCUCCACCUGAACCACCAGCUCCUGAAAUACCAGUUGAAGAAAAAGUCGAAGAUAAAAAGAAAGAAGCAGCAGGUGCUAAAGGCAAGAAAAAAGGCAAAGCAGUUGAAGCUGAAACACCACCAGCUGAAAAACCACCAGCUGAACCACAAUACGAAGCUGAACCAUUUCAACGUUUAACUAUUUCAAUUCCAACUGGUUUAGUUGUUACAUAUUAUCCCGAAACUUUUCUUGGUGUUAAACCAACUGAAGCUAAGCAACCACAUAAACUUGUUGUUAAGCAAUAUUAUCCAUGUCAAUCAAAAGGUUUUCAUACAUGUGAACAAUCACGUUUAACUGCAUAUGAAGAAAAUUCACGUAUUAUUGAUGCUGAAGGACAUGUUAUGAUAUUUAAACGUGACGGAGAAGUGACUAUUCUUCAACCUGAUGGUGGAAUGUUUAUGAAAACAAUUGUACAUCAAAAUGAACCAGAAAUAGAAGUACCAGUUGAAAGUCCACAUAGUGCUAAAAAGGAAAGUAAAGGUGAUUUUAAAGGAAAAAAGAAAAGUGAUGCUAAACAAGAAACAGAUGUAUCAACGAUUACGGAAGAAGUUAAACAAAAUGUUUAUCAAUGGAAAUGUAUUACUGCUGAUGGACAAUUAUUUAUACAAAAUUCAACAAAUCAAGAAUAUGAAAAAGUUGAUCAAUUAAGAUUAAUUCUUGAAACAAAUCCUAAAACAAAUGAGCAAGUCAUUCAUCGAGAAGAUAAAGUAAUUAUUGUUUUUCGUUCUGAUGGAUCUCGAGUUAUUAGUUUUGCUGAUGGCACAAGAAUAACAACUUAUGAAGCUGUUGAACAGAAAAAUAAUAGUCCAACUAAUCAAGAAACAGAUGAACGUAAUAAUUCAAUGUUAGGCUUUCGAAAAAUUCCUCAUGUUAAAGUUGAAGCAUUGGGUUAUGCAACGGUUGCAUUCAAUUGUCAAACAACUGAUUGUCGUACUGUAUUUAAUGAUGGUAGUUCAAUAGAUGUAUUUGCAGAUGGUACUUAUUCAAUAUUUGAAAGUGAUGGAGAAAAAUUUGAUAUUAAUGAUAAUGGUGAUGUACUUUUGGAUUUUCAACAAUCAAUUUAUGCAAAACGUGUUCAAGAACUUUUAUCAAAUAUUGAGCCAAGUAAAUGUAUUUUAUCACAAAAUGGAGAUCUGAUAUUCGAUGCUGUUGAUCAUGAACAAACUCAAUAUUGUGUUGAGACAUCUGGAGAAACUUAUUCAAAAGAAACUGAUCAACGUCAAAUGACGAAAACCAUGCCAUUAGAAAUGCAUGUACCAAGAUUUUUUAUUGUUCAUGAAGAUGGUAGUGGUACUGAAUUAUUACGUUUUAAAGAUCUCUAUUCAUAUUUACGAACAAUGGAUCUUGAUCCAAGUACAGCCGUUGUUCGCGAACCAUUAUUAAGUAAUCCAAAAGUAACUGGAGCUACCGUAAUGAGACCAUUUCAAGAUGAAGUUCAUCGUCGUUGGUUAACAUCAUUUGAUGGUGAUUCUGUUGUUCCUCCAAGUCUUCGUAAUUAUACAUCAGCAACAGCUAUGACUCGUAGUUAUUCAUCAAUGUCAGAAAGUAAUAAUUCAUCAACAAAUAAUUUAAAUACUCAAGAUAAUGCUAUUCUUCGACAAACGGGUAAAAAUAAUCAACAACAGCAAUUUAAAUCAACAACAUUAACAACUGGUCUUUCAAAUCAACAACCAUUACUUGAAAUGCCUAAAGCACUUGAUUAUCGUAAUUUUAUGGAAUUUCCAAGACUUCAAGAUGAUACUCGAAUUAAAUUAUUUACUUCAUUAAAAUCUUAUAUUGAUUUUGUUAAAAAUCGAGCUGAUUAUCAUACAAAAUUAUUACCACAUGAUAAUCGAAAUGAUUUAACAUUAUUAUAUCUUAAAACUGUUCAUCCUGAUCGACAAAAAACAACAACAACACGUCAAUCAGUUGUACCAUUAUCAAAAAAAUUUAAUCUUGAUCAUUUAAAUGAUGAACUUAAACAAGAAAAAUUCAAUAAACAAUUAAAAAAUGAUAUAAAAAAAGGUAUAACUAUGCCUUAUUUUAAAAGUGAAUGGGGAAUGGCAUAUAUACAACAACAACAAACAGAAAAUGUUCUAACCAGAGAAUCGAGAAGUGCAGAAGCGAUUAAAUCAUCAUAUGGUAAUCAAAGUUUAAUGAAAUCGCCUCCAAAUUCUCCAACUGAUCAACAAAAUCGUUUAUCACAAGUUCGAAAGUCUCAACCAGCUCGUAGUGUUAGUACAGAAGCUGAAGACAAUAAAACAAUAGGUGGUUCUGGUCAACAUGACCAAGAAGGUGUUUAUCGUCCUGUAAAACAAUUCAUACCAUCAAGAGGUUAUGUUCAAUAUAAUGCAUAUGGUAAUAAACGAGCACAUCCAAUUAAAAUACCAACUGGAUUGAAAGGUUCUCGACCAAAUGCACAACCUCAUUCACGUUUUCUUGAUAUGGAAGAACCUGUAAUGGUUCGACCUAAUAAUGCAUCAAUUGGUACAGCUGCUCUUAAUAAUCGACCAUUAAGAGAAAGACGUGGUUGUGAACUUUUUCCUGAUAGAAUUGAUUUUGGUAUUUUAAAAGAAGGUGUAACCUAUGGAGCAGAAAUUGAAAUAAAAAAUGUUGGUAUUGAUGCAUGUCGUUUUCGUAUUCGUCAACCACCAUUAGGUACUGGUUUACGAGUAGUCUUUCAACCAGGACUUCUUGCUGCUGGUAUACGUCGAUCUAUCAUGAUUGAACUUUAUGCAAUUAUUAAACAAAAUCAAAAUCAAAAUCAAAAUCAAAGUCAACAACAACUACAACAACAACAACAAUCUCAAGGUCUUUAUCAAUUAGAUCAAUCAAUUGAACUUAUAACUGAAACUGAUAUAAUGCAUUUUCCAAUUCGUGCGAAAAUAGCUAGUGAAGAACAAUUUGAUAUUAUGUUUGUUAACAAAGAUGAAACAGCUGGAAUGAGUAAAUCGAUUCGUUUGCUAGCUCGAAAAGGUUCAAAUUCAAAUGAUUGGUUUGCUAAUACGAAUGAAAACUCAAUGAUUCCUACAAAUGAAUGA